Molecule: messenger RNA, 1085 nt
Organism: Lucilia sericata (common green bottle fly)
Lineage: Eukaryota; Metazoa; Arthropoda; Insecta; Diptera; Calliphoridae
Product: uridine diphosphate glucose pyrophosphatase NUDT14-like
Exons: 2
Coding region: 194-826 (210 amino acids)
Biological process (GO): nucleoside phosphate metabolic process; ribose phosphate metabolic process
Molecular function (GO): UDP-sugar diphosphatase activity; metal ion binding
Source: RefSeq, a predicted model, not a curated record
UAUAUAAUUUUGUUUGUUUUGGUAGCCAACGUCAAAUUUUUUUACAUUUCUACUUUUUUCACGGUAAAUUCUAUUGAAAAAAACUUUUAUCUAAGUGCAAGUGAAAAAACUCGUGUAAUAAAGUCAUAAAAUUGCAAUUACAAUUGGUAACAUCAGAUAUCAUUUACGUAAAUUAAGUAGAUUUUGGCAAAAUAUGGAAAAAAUUUCAAAAAUCUGGAUUGGUCCUCUGCCACAGGACUCUCCAUAUGUUAAACCAUUCCGUUUCUACUAUGUGCAAAAUGGUCAGGAAAAGAACUGGGAUCUAAUGAAAGUACACGAUAGUGUAUCCAUUGUUAUUUUCAACACCUCGCGACAAAAGUUAAUUUUUGUUAAACAAUUUCGUCCAGCUGUAUUUCAUGGCAUUGUUACUACGGAUGGUGGCGACAUUAGUAAUGUUGACUUGAACAAAUAUCCCCCAUCAUUGGGUGUCACUAUGGAACUCUGUGCUGGUAUAGUCGACAAAAAUAAAAGUUGGCAGGAAAUUGCUCGUGAGGAAAUUCUAGAGGAGUGUGGUUAUGAUGUGCCUGUCGAGCGGGUACAAGAAGUUAUGACCUACAGAUCUGGUGUGGGUUCUCAAGGUUCUAAGCAAAAAAUGUAUUAUUGUGAAGUCACUGAUGCCGAUAAGUGUUCUAGUGGUGGUGGUGUCGACGACGAACUUAUCGAUGUUGUCGAAUGUUCCAUAGAAGAGGCUCGCAAAAUGGUACAACAGGGUUCGGAAAAUAAUAGUCCCCCAAGCUGUUUAUUGGGUGUAAUGUGGUUUUUAACGAAUAAAGCUCCUAAAAAUUAAAAAUUAUUUUAUAAUGAGAGCUCUUGUACCAAAGUUGUUUGAAAAACUCCAAACAUUUUAAUUUGCUAACAACAACAAAUGAGGCAAGCAUUAUUGAUUUUUUUAUAUAUUCGGUUUGAGUAUUGAUCACAGCCUUUUUCUAUUCACUUCCAAUAAGAAAAAUAUCUUUAUAAUACUAAAAGCUUUGAAUUUACGUACAUAUUAUAUAUUCCAGUUUAUUGUGAUUUCAAAUAAAAUUUCAACAAAAAUUUUAAUUUAA